AUGUCUUCGUAUUUUCCCUUUAGUCUACUAGGAGUACUCGUUGUAUGGACAAAAGUUCCGAAUGGUAGAGAGCUGCGCGAUCUUGGAAAUAUGAAGAAAAAAUACAUGUCAUGCCAGCUGGCCGGACCAACGAUUGAGUAUACUGCCCCCAACUCCAAUAUCAAGCAGUCACACCCCUUGACACAAGCUAUCCGUCACAUGAACAAGAAGAAGUGGAUUAGACUGCUAGAGCUCGCAGAGAUCCGAGGCAUGGAACCAUACCAAACCGCCAUAAAGGCUGCGGGCCUGGGCGAAGGUGAAGCACAAGUAUACGUGCAGGCAUCGAAGAUUGCCAACGUCCUCUAUGAAGAAGCGGAUCACGACGCAGUUGGCCUCGAGGUCGUCGCGCGCAUGAAAGAGAUCAAGCCCGACCUUAAAUGUUUUCACUAA
Molecule: messenger RNA, 429 nt
Organism: Bipolaris maydis ATCC 48331
Lineage: Eukaryota; Fungi; Ascomycota; Dothideomycetes; Pleosporales; Pleosporaceae
Source: RefSeq, a predicted model, not a curated record